Colletotrichum abscissum is the source of this 1005-nucleotide messenger RNA. RefSeq lists its product as uncharacterized. Bases 1 to 1005 code for a protein of 334 amino acids. NCBI's taxonomy places the organism in Eukaryota, Fungi, Ascomycota, Sordariomycetes, Glomerellales, Glomerellaceae. The record is from RefSeq and is a predicted model, not a curated record. The transcript has a single exon.
AUGACGACUAGAUGUGAAGGACCGAAACUAGUGGAAGCCGCCCCGAUUCCCAGAACACACCCAUCCAAGAGAGACGAUGACCUAGACGUCUACGGUCUAGCUUACCUCGACACGUUCCCGUCUUUCGUCGGCUGUAACAACCAGACGUCUACUGAUAUUCUCACGAUGAUGGGUUCCAAUACCCAGAUAUUCUCGAUCAUGGAGGGAUGCAAUGAGUACGAUAUGCAACAUAUCGACGGCUUCCAAGAAGCUUACGACAAUGUCGAAGAACAUUACGAGAUGCCUUUAUCACCCGGACAGGGUCAGGAAUCAGCCUUCGUUCCUGAUUUUGAAACUCACCAAGACCUGCUUGGGCUCCUCCCUUCGUCUCUGGCCGCAGAAACCGUCGCGUUCUCACCUAUUACAGCACUUCUCAACUUUGAGAUGGUUGGAACAGAUGAUCAGCAAUCUCAGAGUUUGGACUAUGCAUUUUGUCCUCCAUCUGCUUUGCCAUCCCUUCGCGUAAAGCCUUCCUCAUUUGCGCAUCACGACGAAGAGUCUGCUGUCCCAGACGAUACCAUGUGUAUUGAUCCAUCAGUGUUAUUCCGUCAGCCCGGUAGACGAUCUCUACGGUCAGAGACUGACAACCACAAUGACUGGAGGUACCCCGACCCUGGCAGUGCCGAGUAUGCCAUCAUGCCGCUGCGAUGCCAUCGCGAAGGCAACGAGUCAUCCAGUGCGUCCACUCAGGCAUUAUCAUCGCCACUAACAUCGGACACGACCCGCCGUCUCUCCGCUGAGAUAUCAACUCUUGCGUCUCCCGAAAGCAGCCUGCAACUACACCGUCAAGGUGUUAUCCAGAUGCUCAAGCAUCCCUUUCAGGAUCUGCUCAGCCAGGAAACAUUAGCCCCGCCAAGUCCAACUUUUCAUCUAUAUCAAACGGACCCAAGCCACAGCCUCUCGAGUGCUCGAACGAUGGGGACUGGAGCAUUGUGUACUGAACAGUGCGCAACGCCAGUGACUUAA